Cladophialophora psammophila CBS 110553 is the source of this 744-nucleotide messenger RNA. RefSeq lists its product as uncharacterized. The record is from RefSeq and is a predicted model, not a curated record. Lineage: Eukaryota; Fungi; Ascomycota; Eurotiomycetes; Chaetothyriales; Herpotrichiellaceae. Gene Ontology annotation, molecular function: adenyl-nucleotide exchange factor activity; protein homodimerization activity; protein-folding chaperone binding. Gene Ontology annotation, biological process: protein import into mitochondrial matrix; protein folding. The transcript has 3 exons. Bases 1 to 744 code for a protein of 247 amino acids. Gene Ontology annotation, cellular component: PAM complex, Tim23 associated import motor.
AUGCUUCGAAAACAAUUGCUCCGCCAGGUGCGCAGCGUCUCAGAGUCGCUAUCAGUGUCACCGCAAAUACGACGGUCGCCAUUUUCCUCCGCAGCCUUCGUUGCUCCUCGUACAUCUAGACCGGCCUACCUUUCAUCACGGGUAGGGCAAAGAUGGCAGUCCACAGAGGCAGAGCAGCAGAAACCUGUCGCAGAGGCGGCCCCUUCGUCAGAACAAGGGAAAGCUGCGGAGGAGGCAAAACAAGACCCUCUCAAGGAAGAGCUUGAGAAGGCUAAGAAGGAGGUUAUAGACCUUAAGGACAAAUACCUCCGUUCCGUGGCCGAUUACCGUAACCUGCAAGAGCGGACACGACGAGACAUGGAAUCCGCGCGCCAAUUUGCCAUUCAACGCUUCGCAACCGACCUGCUCGACUCAAUAGACAAUCUCGACCGUGCCAUGUCGUCAGUACCCCAAGCCGCCCUUGGGAUCACUUCGGAACCCAAUAAGGACCUUGUCAACCUGUUCUCAGGCCUACAGAUGACGGAGGAUAUCCUCAUGUCGACGCUGAAAAAGCACGGUCUAGAGCGCUUCGACCCCCUGGAAGGGGGAGGGCGCAAAUUCGACCCCAACACCGACGAGGCGACUUUCUUCACCAAGGUGGAGGGGAAAGAAGACGGAGACGUCUUUUACACCCAGAGCAAAGGAUAUAAAUUGAACGGUCGGGUUGUGAGGGCCGCCAAGGUCGGAGUCGUCAAGAACUCCUAG